Molecule: messenger RNA, 1613 nt
Organism: Linderina pennispora
Lineage: Eukaryota; Fungi; Kickxellomycota; Kickxellomycetes; Kickxellales; Kickxellaceae
Exons: 1
Coding region: 330-1457 (375 amino acids)
Source: RefSeq, a predicted model, not a curated record
GCGCUGUGCGGGUUUCAGAGCAGCGAGUCUGCGGCUAUUGCGUGUACGUGGGGUCUGAGAUAUGCGUAUCUACCGCCUCUUUGGGAAGUAGGGUGGCCAGCCAUUUGCCCUCCGUGAAGCAGAGACGCCUUUCCCCCUUAACCAUGCGGCUGUGGCAGUGUGCAAUGCACAUUGCGCGCUAAUGACUGCCGCAUUGAGGAUCCCUCUGCCCAUGUCCAACCUUUCUCAAGCCUGGCUGCUCUUGCUGUUUGUGUGGAGAUGUGAACCCUACACAAUAAAGUGACACGUACCCUCGUGGCCAUCCAGGGUGUUAUGAUGGUGUGCGGGGAAUGUCAAUAUGUGGUGUUGGCUGGCUACAAGAAACAUCUUCACGACAUGGGUGCUGGGCCUUGACUUCUUGUCUGAGCGAGCCCGUCUUUCUUUUCUCCCUCGGCAAGCACGCUGUCUCUUCACAUUAUUGCAUAUCCUUCUUCUCACUAUUCGCAUUUGUAGUUUGCUGUAUAGGAAGGCCGAUUUCUGUGCAACAUUUCAUAUCUGCAUAUUUUCAUAAUACUAGAUUCUUCAUAUCUACAUUUUAUUUUGCUUACUACAUGCGGUGCAAGGCUAUAGUGGGCGUACUGGCCGCACUUCUUCUGCUGCUGGUAGUCAGCGGUGCGAAAGGCGAUUCAGAGUCCAAGGGGCUGAUUCUGGCCGAUGCCUCAUCCCAUUCCACGGGCUCUUCGCAUGGCAAGGGCGACAGCGACAGCAAGGGCUCCUCACAGGGAAAGAAACCCACCAAGACGACCAAGUCGGAUGGUGACGACGAUGGCGACUCCAAGAGCAAGAAGGGCGGGCGGAAACGGCCGACCAAGACGCGCAAGGUAGAGGAAGAAGAAGACGACAGCGAGAGCGAUGCCGAGCGUGCCUAUCUGAAGCGCGUCAAGGCCGACAAGGACGCGGGCAGAAUGCCCGGGCGCAUGAAGAUGUUGGUACCGCCACGCACAGUGCACACGCCCUUGUUUGAGCUGGACUCUGUGGUCGAGCUGCAGUGGGAGUACGACAACAAUGUGAUCGAGGUUCCCGAGAAGCUGAUGAUCUCGGUGCAGAUGCCACGCGACCCGCACGCCGAUCCGCGCCUCAAGCCAGUCAUCUAUGACAUUGCAGUCAACGUCACCGGCGACAGGAAGAAAUUUUACUGGGACACAAAGAACGACGUGCCGGACGGCGUCGGCAUGAGGGAGGGGUCGGGGUACACGAUGUACUUUUAUGAUGGCGAGAUCGGGUUCCGGAUGAGCGAUGUGGUGCCGGCCGGCUACUUGAUAAAGUAUGCGAUGCCAUUUGCGUUCUUCAUCUCCAGGUACGACCGCACCAACGAUGGCGUGCCGAAAAACUACAAUCCGAAUGCUGCCACGCACCUGGCGCCUGCUGUGGCCUGGUCGCUGCUGGUGGUGAUGGUGGCCACGUUUGCGGUCCGCUGAGCUUGAUGCAGCCGGCAUUUCAGGACCCUAUCUUUACGGAGCGGAGGAGGCACGGCGUCUCUCGCGCCUGUGGUCCUCCUGAGUCUAUGUUCCAUCACUAUUCAUCGACAUUAUUUCUUUGUCAGAGGGAGAAAUAGAAUUGCAUUUUGCCUUUUU